This is a messenger RNA of Ananas comosus (pineapple), 519 nucleotides long. RefSeq lists its product as uncharacterized. Lineage: Eukaryota; Viridiplantae; Streptophyta; Magnoliopsida; Poales; Bromeliaceae. The record is from RefSeq and is a predicted model, not a curated record. The transcript is spliced from 2 exons. The annotation marks the transcript as partial.
AUGGACUCUGCAAUGUUGAACUUAAUGACAGAGGAGCAUACUCUUGGAAAUUUUGUGAAUGGAAGUUUUACCCCGUUGGCAUGGAAUAGGAUGGUUCAUGACUUCAACCAGAGAACCAAUUUAAGUUUUACCAAAGUCCAUUUACAAAAUCGAUUGAAAGUUUUGAAACGUCAGUAUCUAACCUAUCAAACUUUGGCCAACAAAAGCGGAUGGGGGUGGGACUGCACACGCAACAUUCCAACAGCCGGUGACCCAAGUGAUUGGGAAGCAGUCAUAGCAGAAAAUCCGGCAUAUGCGAAAUGUAGGGACAAGGCAUUUCCUGCAUAUCAAGCUAUUGAGUUCUUAUCUGGAAAGGCAACUGCAACUGGAAAACAUGGGUUUACUUCCAUGAUGGAUAUCGACGAUGUUCGCAGCACGUCCUCGUCCUCACCGGCUACACAAAAACUUGACAUGGAGAGCUUAGGAAAGAAUUUGGAAGAUAUUAAUGAUGCAAAUUCAACUUCUCCAACCCCUACUCCA